This is a messenger RNA of Setaria italica (foxtail millet), 877 nucleotides long. Its product is annotated as reticulon-like protein B9. The transcript has 5 exons. NCBI's taxonomy places the organism in Eukaryota, Viridiplantae, Streptophyta, Magnoliopsida, Poales, Poaceae. The record is from RefSeq and is a predicted model, not a curated record. Bases 63 to 725 code for a protein of 220 amino acids.
ACCUUUUGUGACCAGACGAAUUACUACCAAACACCACAAGAAUUUCUCUGAAUUCUGAAGCCAUGCCUCCUCAUGUCGAGACCAGUUCUUCUGACGAUGAUGGACCAACGACAAGGCUAUUUCAUAGACGCAGAUCAGUUCAUAAGCUACUCGGUGGACGGAAAGCUGCGGACGUCAUGCUAUGGAGGGACAAAAACCUAUCAGCAGGGAUCCUCGCAGGGGCAACAUUGGUCUGGUUCCUGUUCGACGUGGUUGAGUACAACCUAGUAACGCUCCUUUGUCACAUUGCACUCCUUGGGGUGCUUCUGCUCUUCAUUUGGUCGAACGCCGCGCCUCUCUUUGACAGGCAGCCUCCACAGAUCCCAGAGGUCAUUGUUUCUGAACAAGCGUUCAGAGAAAUUGCACAGACCACCCAUUACAAGCUGGCUCACUUUGUAUCAAUCCUAUAUGACAUUGCAUGCGGGAAGGAUCUAAAGAAGUUUCUCAUGGUGAUUGGGUCUCUGUGGAUGCUGGCAAUCGUUGGAGACGCCUGCAGUUUCAUCACACUAUUAUAUGUUGGAUUCUUGUGUGUUCUAACUUUACCGGCAUUAUAUGAAAGAUACGAAACAGAAGUGGACCAUCUUGUCGCUAAGGGUGGUGAAGAUCUAAAGAAGUUCUAUAAGAAGGUUGACUCCAAUGUGCUCAACAAGAUCCCGAGAGGCCCUGUCAAGACAAAAGUUCACUAAGAUAUAUUUCAACAGCAAUAGCAAUCAGUGGCAAGCAAAUAGACAAUAGUCCCAUGUGUAUAAGAAAGAUACUCGCUAAUUAUUGGAUUGUAUUCCGAUCAGUUUUAUGAUACGUAAAUUAUAUGUUGAAAUGCAUUCGCUGUUACCAGUCA